This is a messenger RNA of Pristis pectinata (smalltooth sawfish), 2640 nucleotides long. RefSeq names its product putative phosphoenolpyruvate synthase. NCBI's taxonomy places the organism in Eukaryota, Metazoa, Chordata, Chondrichthyes, Rhinopristiformes, Pristidae. The transcript has 15 exons. Gene Ontology annotation, molecular function: transferase activity, transferring phosphorus-containing groups. The record is from RefSeq and is a predicted model, not a curated record. Bases 5 to 1573 code for a protein of 522 amino acids. Gene Ontology annotation, biological process: phosphorylation.
AGUAAUGGAUCAUUUCGGAAGCAUAGACCAAUUAUUUCCAUUUGCUCCAACAUUACACAUGAACUUCUGUGGUCAUUUGUUCUUCAAUCUAUUGUUCAUAUACAAAGGAAAAGAAAUGAAUUUCUGUGGUGGAAAGAAAGAAUUGGACCUUUCACUACAGGGAAGUAUCAUAAAAGAAAUAACCAUGGAGGAAGUUACUUCAAUUUUUGGGAAGACACCCUGGUGGGAAAAAAUUAAGAAUACGAUAAUGCAUUUAAAGUUUAUCCAAUGUCAACGUAGCAGUGAAGUGUCAUUCAUAAAGAAGCUGGAAACAUACCAGAUCUCACCUGCAAGCACAGCCAAAGGAUUUUACAUAAACAUAGAUCGGGAACUCCCAGAAUUCUAUAAGGCUUGGGUCACCUCACUAAUAUUGACCACUGAAUCUGCAACAUGGAGUCAUAUUGUCAUGAACAUUUUCAAACAAGGAAAAUUUACACUCACACCUAAAAUGUCAUCUGAUAUUGCUGCGCUAUUCAGCAGUUGCCCAAAUAUUUUGUCCGCUGAUAUCCCAAACUUUCUGGAGGCCAUCAGCAAACAGAUCAAAGUCCAAGGUGAGGCUGAAGAAUUUCUGAAGAUGGAUGCUCAGACAGCUGCAAGCUGGCUUUUGUCUCAGCAAAGUGGAGAAAGUGGCAAGAAGUUUCAAAGCUUCCUGCAAAAGCACGGCUAUCGAUGUCUCAGAGAAGCUGAACUGUAUGUGAAGUGCUGGGAAGCGGAACCAACCAAGCUUAUUCCAGUCAUCAAGGCAACUUUAAGGAACAAUAACCCUGACACCAAAAAGGCGGACAAGAUUUCAGAGGAAGCCAUUGCUUCCAUAAAGUCAUCACUUUCAAAGUUCCAAAGGUUUAUCCUGCACUUUGCUUUACCAAGUGCCAGAAAAGGGAUCAUUCACAGAGAAUUUGGAAAAGCUGGAGCAAUUAAGAUGACUGACAUUUUUAGAAGAGCCUAUUGGAAACUGGCUACUCUCAUGGUGCAGGAGGGAUUUCUGCCUGAUGAGGACUUGAUUUUCUUCCUAACCCACAUGGAAAUUGGAAAAUUGCUUCUACACAGAUCACCUGCCUUGAUCUCCAGAGCUCAGCGUCGAAGAAGACUACUGGAAAAGCAAAUGCUUUUAAAAUUUAAGGAAUUAAACAAUGGCAAACCUGUUCCAAUUGACAACAGUAGUAAAGCUACUGAGAACACGACAACAGGUCUCAAACUAACAGGUAUGAUAGUGAGUCAAGGAAUUGUGAAGGGAACAGCGCGUGUUGUGGAAACUAGUCUGGAGCUGGACUGCAUUCAACAGGGAGAUAUUUUAAUUACAACAUACACAGAUAUAGGCUGGAGUCCCUACUUCCCCUUGAUAGAAGGACUGAUCACUGAGAUGGGAGGAAUGAUAUCACAUGGUGCUGUAGUAGCACGAGAAUAUGGAAUACCAUGCAUCGUGAGCUGUGCAAAUGCAACAAGCCUGUUGAGAUCAGGUGACAUUGUGAUUCUCAAUGCAGAAGAAGGAUUUGUGGAGAAAGUUGGAGAGUCUGGAAGUACUGAUAGUGUCUAGAAGACCCGGACUUAUUCCAGUCAGGUGCCAAACAUUUCAGUCAGAAUCUAGUUAAAUUAGUAUAUUUUGAGAAAAGAAUCAGUGUGUAGGUGAGGACAGUGCUUUUUACAUAGCUAUUAGUUUGUGAUCUGGAUUGUCUCAGAUGAAAAUGUGGUGAACCAAAUUUAUUUUCUAAAAAGGAAUUGUGAAAUUCAAGUAUCAUGGAAAAGAAAAGCAGAUGUCUUGUUGCCAAAAUGCCGAAGCUUCUGCUUUAAACAACAUACCAAUGGACAAAUCCCUUUAAUUUCUAUAAAGAAACCAUGUGCUGCCUUAAAGAUUUUUUUGGUACUUAUUCAAUUCAACAACUUAUAUGAAUUCUUUAAUAAAAAGGCAACUAAUUAAUACUAUUAUCCAAGUUAAGUUUGGCUUUAGAGGCUACUGUUCUCUUACAGAUAUUCUUUGGGACUUUAUAUAAAGAUCUGGGCUGCCCCCAGAACACUCUAUGCAAAAGAUGCAUUUCACUGUGUGUUUCAAUGUACAUGUGACUAAUAAAUAUAUCUUAUCUUAUUUUUUUUAAACACAAAAGUAGACUAUUGUAAGUUUUCUUGCAACUAACAUCUGAAUGACUUGUGAUAUUACUCCACUUAAGUUGAUAAGCUCACCAUGUGAAACUUGGAAGAUUUUGCCAAUCCCCAUUAGAGGAUGGUAAUACUUUAUUUUGUAAUACUUUGUCUUGUUUCUACUUCCUUGUAAUUUUAACCUUCUAAACUACCCUAACAAUGUAACAUCAAUUGAUGCAAUGUCAAUGUGGAAUUUUGGGAACAGAACCAUCUCCACCCAUUUAUAGAUAGCCAUGUAGGUGUUGCUUUCAAUGAGUAUCUGGUAUGUGAUCAGAGCCAAAGUCUGGGAUGCCAGCAGCCAGGCAGCACGUGUUUUGCUGUGUCUUUCAUAGGAGAGCCACAAGUGAGUUAAGUGCAUAAGCACUACUCUCAAUCACUUGACCUUCAGCAACGAGUCUCUGGUUCAUGUUCUGUACGCUUAACCAUAUUUUCUGCUAAUAAACAGUGCUAGAAUUCAAUUGAAUUGUG